ACGCAAAGCAUUUGAAUGAAUCAAUCGAUAUGUGGUUACCAUUGAUUGCCAAACAUUAACUGACAAUCAAUUUGUUAUCAUAUGAUAUAUGCAUUGAUUUACCAUUGAUUUUGUCAUUAAUUCAAACUAAUUGUUAUGUUUAUUGAUUCAUGUGUUUAGUGUUUUUCGUGUAAAUACACAAUGUAUUUGUGUUUAACUAUAAACUCAUUAUAAUAGUUGUGAUCAUUUGAUUGACAUUUGAUUUGUUUAUUAUUAUUAUUAUUAUAAAAAACAUUUACCAUUAAUUGGUAUUACGAUAUUAUCAUCUAAUCGUUUACACCGAUAGAUAAUAUAUAGGAUAUGUCGACAGCAAUGGCCAGCAAUGGUAUACAAAUUAGUGAUAAUAAAAGCCAAAAGCCUUCAAGUAGUGCAUUCAAGCAGCAGAAGCUGCCGUCGUGGUCACCCAUACUGACCGUCGGCACAGUAUUGCCCACAUUUUUCCUCAUUGGCGUUGCAUUCAUUCCCAUCGGAAUCGGUCUUUUAGUUUCAUCAAAUCAGGUUCAGGAGUAUGCCUUGAAUUACACGGCAUGUGAACAGAUAGUCAACAAAAAGCCGACGGGAGAGAAAUGUUCGGAAGUUAUUGGAAAAGAUAUUUCAGCCAAUUGUGAAUGUCGUCUGGAUUUCAAACUCGAUGAAGAUUUUAGACGUGAUGUCUAUUUCUAUUACGGUUUAACAAAUUUUUAUCAAAACCAUAGACGUUAUGUCAAGUCUAGAGAUGACAGACAAUUGUUAGGAGAGAUUAAGGGUUCGACAGAAUGUGCACCGUUUGACCAGAAAGACGACAAAUGGUUUGCUCCGUGCGGUGCUAUUGCUAAUAGUUUAUUCAAUGACACAUUCAUAAUACUUCGUCGGGCAACGGGUAUUGAACGGUCGGUCCCACUAAUGUUUUCGGGCAUAGCCUGGGCUACAGAUAAAAAUGCAAAGUUUCGAAACCCAAAAACAUCGGCUAAAAACUUAUCGGAAGCUUUCAAAGACACACUUCCGCCGCCAAAUUGGCAAACGCCGGUCUGGAACUUGUCAUCAGAUGCUAACAAUAAUGGAUAUGAAAACGAGGCACUAAUUGUAUGGAUGAGAACCGCAGCGUUACCAACAUUCAGAAAAUUAUACGGAAGACUAUCGCACGACAAACAGGACAAUGAAUUCAAUUAUGUUAAUGGUUUACCAAAAGGCAAUUAUACUCUAGUCAUACGAUACAAAUAUCCUGUGGCAGCCUUUAAAGGAACCAAACGGUUCAUUAUAUCCAAUACCUCAUGGCUUGGAGGCAAGAAUCCAUUCAUUGGUGUCAUGUAUAUCAUUGUUGGCUGUGUUUGUCUAUUAUUGUCCGGAAUUUUUGUUUUUAUUCAUAAAAAAUUUGGUAAAAGUACGAGUGAAAUACUAAAUAUUACACAAAGGACACCAUAUAUUGGUUGA
Molecule: messenger RNA, 1449 nt
Organism: Oppia nitens
Lineage: Eukaryota; Metazoa; Arthropoda; Arachnida; Sarcoptiformes; Oppiidae
Product: cell cycle control protein 50A-like
Exons: 5
Coding region: 340-1449 (369 amino acids)
Cellular component (GO): plasma membrane; endoplasmic reticulum; Golgi apparatus
Source: RefSeq, a predicted model, not a curated record